AUGGAAGAUCAUUUUGAAGACACUGGAGCCAAUUCCAUAGAGGCCUCACCAGCAACGGAUACCAUAUCUUCGUCCUUCGCUCCAGAUGCUCCGGAGAGCCUGGCUCCGUUUGCUAUUCUUAUUAUCGCUCUAAUGUGCAUGAAAGUAGAGGAAGUAGUGACCAGCUUAGAGCUCCGCAUUCAUCGUAUGAAUGCAUUGAAGGCUCAGCGCUGGUUGGAACCCACCACUGAAAUUGUUGAACCUGGCCGCGGGGACGGAACCGUCCCCCGCGGAAAUCUUGUUAAUAAUUUGGCGCUGUUCUUCGGAGCAGCGGUUAUUCUUUUAUUACUUGGAUGGACGACCUUCUCUUACUUGAAGAGGAGAUCGACUUCUUGGAAAAACACUAACAUCAUGGACGACACCGAACUUUUGGACGAGAAAGAGGAAGGAUUUGAUGAGGCCUUGGAUGACUUCCAUGUUAGGAAGAUUGUAGAUCUUGAGGAGGAGGACGACGACGACGAGGAGGAGGACGACGACGACGACGAAGAGGAGGAGGAGGAGGAGGAGAUAGUAGAAGAGAAUGAUGACUCAACAGAGGAGGAGACAGUCAAACAGGAUGAAGACCCCAAGGAGGAGGAGACAGCAGAGGAGACGGUCGAACAGGAUGAUGACUCGACAGAGGAGGAGACAGUCAAACAGGAUGAAGACUCCAAGGAGGAGGAGACAGUAGAGGAGACAGUCGAACAGGAUGAUGACUCGACAGAGGAGGAGACAGUCAAACAGGAUGAAGACUCCAAGGAGGAGGAGACAGCAGAGGAGACAGUCGAACAGGAUGAUGACUCAACAGAGGAGGAGACAGUCAAACAGGAUGAAGACCCCAAGGAGGAGGAGACAGCAGAGGAGACAGUCGAACAGGAUGAUGACUCGACAGAGGAGGAGACAGUCAAACAGGAUGAAGACUCCAAGGAGGAGGAGACAAGGAGGAGACAGUCAAACAGGAUGAAGACUCCAAGUGGAGGAGGAGACAGUAGGAGAACAGUCGAACAGGAUGAUGACUCGACAGAGGAGGAGACAGUCAAACAGGAUGAAGACUCCAAGGAGGAGGAGACAGUAGAGGAGACAGUCGAACAGGAAGAAGACUCUGAGGAGAAGGAGACAGUAGACAAUGAUGAUUACUUCACAGACGAGGAGAGAGUCGAACAGAAUGAAGACUCCACAGAGGAGGAGACAAUCGAAGAAUAUGAAGAAGAUUCCGAGGAGGAGAAGGAGGGAGAGAAAGAGAAACCAGAAGAUGAAGAUGAUCACGACGAGUUCCUGGAAAUUCUGGGGCAGUUCAUGAAUGAUUCCACAGCCUCCAGCGAAUUCCCAAGGCCAUCGCUGGUGUGUGGUCGCAGGAGGAAUGAUGUCCUCGAGGCAGUUCUCGCGAUGCGUUGGGAGAUGGACAGACUCGCGAGGGAGAAUGAGAAGCUGCAGAAGGAACGACUGGACCACCUGAAUUUGACUGAGGAACUGCAAAACAAGAAGGACAUAGAGAUGAACAAUAUUAGAACAGAGUUUGAAAGCCUUGCAGGAGAGAAUAGUAAGCUGAACGAUGCCUUGCUGGAAUGCAAGAGGCGGGAAAGGGAACUAGAAUGUCAAGUUAGAAAAUUAACCGAGGAGGUCGAAAAUUUAGAAGAAACGAGAACUGGGAAGAAAGAACAGGUGCCUUCUGAAGUACAAGGAGUCACUGAAGUCGCUGAACUGCAGAACAUUAUAGAUAAACAAGCCGAUCUAAUCAGCCGUUUGAAGAAGAAGCUUCUGGAAAUGGAAGAGGAGAGACGGCAGCAGGAAUCCGAUUUCCAAGAAUGGGAAAGGACAGUCUAUACAGUCAGGAAUGAGAACUCCGAGUUGAAGGUAGCCUUGAAGGAAAUCAAUCAUAAAAACGAACUAUUUAGAAUAUUCGAAGAACGUAAUAAAGUCCUGGAAGAAGAGACCAAAAGGCUGAGGAGAGAAAUGGCUGACAAAGAAAGCAAGGAGAAGAAGGAGAAAAGUUUAAUUUCAAAGGAGAUGGAGACCCUCAGGAGGCAGAUGACCCAAGCGUUUCUAGUCCGCGACGAGAUGAGAAAUGAGAAGGAGUCGAUGGCCCGUCACAUUCUCACACUAGAACGUGAGAACGAGGAUUGCAAGAGAGACGUGGCCUAUUUCCAGGAGUGGUUUGCCAAGGAUUACGCAAAUCACUCUGAGGAAGUGGAAGAUUGUCUCAGCAAGUUAUUUGAAGCUUCAGAUAGGCACCAGUUGCACCUGAAAGAAAAGUUACAACGUUUGAGAAACGCGAGAGAUUCCAAUGACAAUUAA
Molecule: messenger RNA, 2313 nt
Organism: Macrobrachium nipponense
Lineage: Eukaryota; Metazoa; Arthropoda; Malacostraca; Decapoda; Palaemonidae
Product: probable serine/threonine-protein kinase kinX
Exons: 4
Coding region: 1-2313 (770 amino acids)
Source: RefSeq, a predicted model, not a curated record